Anolis sagrei ordinatus is the source of this 2117-nucleotide messenger RNA. The record is from RefSeq and is a predicted model, not a curated record. NCBI's taxonomy places the organism in Eukaryota, Metazoa, Chordata, Lepidosauria, Squamata, Anolidae.
AAAAACCUCCAUGAUUUUUAUCUUGCAGGUAAAGAAGGUUUCUCCCUGUCCAUGAUGAUCUUUCACUUCUUUCUUCACCAGGGAAAUGAAGAUUCUAUGGAGCCACCUCUUGGAUGCAGUAAGGAAACCAAUAAUAUAGGAAUUCUUGAGUUCACUUACAGAUAAGAAAGGGAAAUAGUGCCAAGUAUCUGUAUUGCAAUUCAACAACCAAAUCACUGUUGACAUGGAGGAGAAAACAUUUAAAUGCCUGGAGUGUGGAAAGAGUUUUACUCAGAGGCAUCAUCUGCAGCAACAUGAAAGGACUCACACUGGGGAGAAGCCCUAUACAUGCCUGGAGUGUGGAAAGAGCUUCACUGACAGUGGACAUCUACGAUUGCAUCAAAGGACUCACACUGGGGAGAAACCCUAUAAAUGCUUGGAGUGUGGACAGAGCUUCACUCAUAGUUCACAUCUACAUAGACAUCAAAGGACUCACACUGGGGAGAAACCCUAUAAAUGCCUGGAGUGUGGACAGAGCUUCACUCAGAAUGGAAGUCUACAUAGACAUCAAAGGAUUCACACUGGGGAAAAACCCUACAAAUGCCUGGAUUGUGGACAGAGCUUCAUUAGUAGUACACAACUACGUUCGCAUCAAAGGACUCACACUGGGGAGAAACCGUUUAAAUGCUUGGAGUGUGGACAGAACUUCACUGAGAGUGGAAGUCUACGUGAGCAUCAAAGGAUUCACACUGGGGAGAAACCCUACAAAUGCCUGGAGUGUAUUCAGAGCUUCACUCAUCGUUCAAGUCUGCGUUCACAUCAAAGGACUCACACUGGGGAAAAAAUGUUUAAAUGCUUGGAGUGUGGACAGAGCUUCUCUGAGAAUGGAAGUCUACAUAGACAUCAAAGGAUUCACACUGGGGAAAAACCCUACAAAUGCCCAGAGUGUGGACAGAGCUUCAUUCGUAGUACACAUCUACAUUCGCAUCAAAGGACUCACACUGGGGAGAAACCCUAUACAUGCCUGGAGUGUGGAAAGAGCUUCACUGGCAGUGGACAUCUACGAUUGCAUCAAAGGACUCACACUGGGGAGAAACCCUAUGCAUGCCUGGAAUGCGGAAAGAGCUUCAGUGAUAAUUCAAAUCUACAUAGACAUCAAAGAACUCACACUGGGGAGAAACCCUAUGCAUGCUUAGAGUGUGGACAAAGCUUCACUCAGAGUUCAAGUCUACGUUUGCAUGAAAGGACUCACACUGGGAAGAAACCCUACAAAUGCCUGGAGUGUGGACAGAGCUUCAUUAGUAGCACACAGCUACGUUUGCAUCAAAGGACUCACACUGGGGAGAAACCGUUUAAAUGCUUGGAGUGUGGACACAGCUUCUCUGAGAAUGGAAGUCUACGUGUGCAUCAAAGGAUUCACACUGGGGAAAAACCCUACAAAUGCGCGGAGUGUGGUCAGAGCUUCAUUCGUAGUACACAUCUACAUAGACAUCAAAGGACUCACACUGGGGAGAAACCCUAUACAUGCCUGGAGUGUGGAAAGAGCUUCACUGGCAGUGGACAUCUACGAUUGCAUCAAAGGACUCACACUGGGGAGAAACCCUAUAAAUGCUUGGAGUGUGGACAGAGCUUCACUCGUAGUUCACAUCUACAUAGACAUCAAAGGACUCACACUGGGUAGAAACCCUAUAAAUGCCUAGAGUGUGGACAGAGCUUCACGCAGAGUUCAAGUCUACAUUCGCAUCAAAGGACUCACACUGGGGAGAAACCGUUUAAGUGCUUGGAGUGUGGACACAGCUUCACUGAGAGUGGAAGUCUACGUGUGCAUCAAAAGACUCACUCUAGGGAGAAACCCAAUAAAUGCUUGGAGUGUGGACAGAGCUUCACUAACAGUGGAGGCUGUGCAUGUGGUAAGGAGAGUAGACCUGCCUAAUUUCUCUCCUAACUGCAAGCACGAUUAAAGUCUCAAAAUCCCAUAAAGGGUCAUAAAUCUCUCCCUAACUGGGGUCUAGACCAAAAGAGAGGAGUCUGGGCAGUCAUGAAUGAAUGUGACUAAAGCCAUAAAUCUCAGAAUACAAACAGAAGACUGGGCGAUAGUAAGUAUGGCUGAUAGAAAGGGGAAGAGGGAGGAGGAGGAG